GUGGUCUUAAGUCUCCACUUCUGUCUGUCAUGUGAUGAUGUGAAGGAAAGGCCAGUGAUCACGGUUUUUCUUUCUUCUCUCUCUUUCUCUCUUCCUCGGUCUCCACUCUCUCUCCCCGUUGCAAUUCCCCAUUUUCAGUUUUACCCAGGAAAAGAAAGGAAUUUACCAUGGAAAUGGAGUUUGUCUGCUCAUCCAUGAGGAGGUCCAUCUCCAAACUAGUAAAAUGUACUAUUUUGGUUGUUCUGUGGUUUUCCUGCUUCAGUUUUACGUCAACAGAAGCCUAUGAUCCGCUUGAUCCAAAUGGGAAUAUCACAAUCAAAUGGGACAUUAUAAGCUGGACUCCAGAUGGCUAUGUUGCUGUUGUUACAAUCUUCAAUUUCCAACAAUAUCGUCACAUUCAGGCACCAGGGUGGACACUGGGAUGGACAUGGGCAAAGAAGGAAGUAAUAUGGAGCAUGAUGGGAGGCCAAACCACAGAGCAAGGGGAUUGCUCAAGAUUCAAAGGAAAUAUUCCACAUUGCUGCAAGAAAGAUCCAACAGUUGUGGAUUUAUUGCCAGGAACCCCCUACAACCAGCAGAUUGCAAAUUGCUGCAAAGGAGGAGUAAUCAAUUCAUGGGUCCAGGAUCCAGCCAAUGCAGCAAGCUCAUUCCAGCUUAGUGUGGGUGCAGCGGGGACCACUAACAAAACAGUUAGAGUUCCAAAGAACUUCACACUAAAAGCACCUGGACCUGGGUAUACAUGUGGGCCUGCGAAGAUUGUUAAACCAACUAAAUUUAUAUCAGCAGACAAAAGGAGGGUCACUCAAGCAAUGAUGACAUGGAACGUUACCUGCACGUACUCUCAAUUCCUGUCUCAGAAGACACCGACCUGCUGUGUCUCUCUCUCUUCCUUCUAUAAUGAUACAAUAGUCCCCUGCCCAACAUGUACCUGUGGCUGCCAAAACAAUAUAACUCAGCCAGGAAGUUGUGUAGAGGGAGACUCGCCGUAUUUAGCUUCAGCUCUUUCAAGCUCAAGCAAAAAUAGCUAUACACCUCUUGUCCAGUGUACUAACCAUAUGUGCCCAAUCCGGGUCCACUGGCAUGUUAAACUCAACUACAAAGAGUACUGGAGAGUCAAGAUCACAAUCACAAAUUUCAAUUACAGGAUGAACUACACAGAGUGGAACUUGGUUGUUCAACACCCCAACUUUGACAAUCUCACCCAGAUUUUCAGCUUCAAUUACAAGUCAUUAACUCCUUAUGCUGCCAUAAAUGAUACUGCAAUGUUAUGGGGAGUUAAAUUCUACAAUGAUUUACUCAUGCAAGCUGGCCCUCUAGGGAAUGUCCAGUCAGAGUUACUUUUCAGGAAGGAUAAAUCAACAUUUACUUUUGAGAAGGGAUGGGCUUUCCCUCGACGGAUCUACUUCAAUGGUGACAACUGUGUCAUGCCACCACCUGAUGCCUAUCCAUGGUUGCCAAAUGCUAGCUCCCGAUCUGUUGCCUCGUUAGUUGGUCCAAUCAUGACUUUCUUUGCAUCUUUGGUGUUCUUGUUGGGUUAGGACCAAGUGAAGCAUAGGGGAACAUAUUUCAAUUUAUGGGUCAUUCCAAUAUUUACAACUGGAUCAUACUACUCAAAGCCUGUGGUGAACUAACCUCUGCUGGAGCCUUGGAUUCCAGCAAUAUAAGUGGAUUCAGGUGCAUGGCAACCCACAAUGACAAAAAUCGCAUCUUCUGUGUUGUGUAAUGGCGAGUUGAAUUCACUACCAUUUUUGUUUACAUUUUACCUGGUAUAUAAGUAUAUUUUCUGAUUAUACAUAUAAAUUAACCAUCUUGUUUGUAGGGAUACCAUGUAAAAGUGUUGCUCCUUCCAUUGUAAUGAAAACAUUUUGAAGUGAAACCACAGAUAAUAUAUGGAUUUGAUCUUGGAGUUGUUAAUCAAA
Messenger RNA from Nelumbo nucifera (sacred lotus), 1919 nucleotides. RefSeq names its product COBRA-like protein 1. Gene Ontology annotation, cellular component: plasma membrane. NCBI's taxonomy places the organism in Eukaryota, Viridiplantae, Streptophyta, Magnoliopsida, Proteales, Nelumbonaceae. The record is from RefSeq and is a predicted model, not a curated record. Gene Ontology annotation, biological process: plant-type cell wall cellulose biosynthetic process; cellulose microfibril organization.